Messenger RNA from Cavenderia fasciculata, 717 nucleotides. RefSeq lists its product as uncharacterized. The record is from RefSeq and is a predicted model, not a curated record. Bases 1 to 717 code for a protein of 238 amino acids. Gene Ontology annotation, biological process: RNA metabolic process. Gene Ontology annotation, cellular component: cytoplasm; nucleus. Lineage: Eukaryota; Evosea; Eumycetozoa; Acytosteliales; Cavenderiaceae. Gene Ontology annotation, molecular function: sequence-specific DNA binding; RNA binding; single-stranded DNA binding. The transcript is spliced from 3 exons.
AUGGAUACAUCAAAUGACAAUCGUAAAGGAACAGCAGCAGAUGCAACUGCAAUGUUUUCAACUAUAGGAGCAGAAUUGGAGCAAGAACAUCAACAGAGACAAAGCAUCAAGAACAUCACUAGCAAUAUGGAUCUCGCUGGUCGCAAGAUCUCAUUGAUUGUACAAUCUGCUCAUUCUCUUGACAUUAAACAAGCAAACAACCUCUACAGUCAAGUAUCCGAGCAGGUAAAGACAGAGUUUUGCAAGAACAUUGCAGAGCUCAAAGCUUUGAUCAAUCCUCUCGACUAUUACAAAUACCGUGAUCAUUGGAAGUCUCACAUGAGUCAUCUUGUAUUCAACUUAACUUUUACCUAUUGGUUAAGUACUAGAAAGCUUUUAAAAAUCGAUGAAGUUAAUACUUUAAUUGGUGCUCAACAAAGUGGAAAUAGAGACAUCUCUGUUGAAUUGGAAGAUUAUUUAAUUGGUUUAUGUAAUCUUACAAAUGAAAUGAGUAGAUAUUGUGUAAACUGUGUGAUUAGACAGGAUUAUGAAACUCCAAUGUUGAUCAAUACAUUUAUCAAUGAUAUCUAUGCUGGUUUCCGUCUUUUGAAUCUCAAGAACGAUGCGAUUAGAAAGAGAUUCGAUUCAAUGAAAUACGAUAUAAAGAGACUCGAAGAAGUAGUAUACGAUCUAAGUGUAAGAAAGUUGACUACUCCAGCUGCCACUGUCACAAAAUAA